AUGGCUCCCCUAGGGCUGGGGGCUGGGGGCCGGGUGGAAGAGGAUCCCAAGUUCUGCUUGGUCAUCAAAGAGGGCCUGCAAGCUAAGGAGCUUAAUUCCGUCGCUUCCGAGCUGUCUGCACGGCAGGAGGAGAGUGAACAUUCUCAUAAACAUUUAAUUGAACUCCGCCGGGAAUUUAAGAAAAAUGUACCUGAGGAAAUCAGAGAGAUGGUGGCUCCUGUAUUAAAAAGCUUCCAAGCUGAGGUGGUGGCUCUUAGUAAGAGAAGUCAGGAGGCCGAAGCCGCUUUCCUGAGUGUUUACAAGCAAUUAAUUGAAGCACCAGACCCUGUGCCUGUGUUUGAGGUGGCACGCAGCCCAGACGACAGACUGCAGCCCCCCAGCUUCGACCCCAGUGGGCCCCUGCGGCGAGAGCUCCACGCUUCGUGGAAGAGACACCCUGAGCUCGUCGGCACCAAAGAGCAGAGAGAGGGGACGUCACCAGCCGGGCCCACGCUGACUGAGGCGAGCCGCCUCCCAGGCAUUCCCAGCAAAGCCCUCCUGACAGAAACUUUGCUGCAGAGAAAUGAGGCAGAGAAACAAAAGGGCCUUCAAGAAGUACAGAUCACUUUGGCAGCCAGACUGGGGGAAGCCGAGGAGAAGAUCAAGGUCCUACAUUCAGCGUUAAAGGCCACGCAGACAGAGCUGUUGGAACUGCGGCGGAAGUACGACGAGGAGGCGGCGUCCAAGGCAGAUGAAGUCGGCCUGAUCAUGACCAACCUGGAGAAAGCUAAUCAGCGAGCCGAGGCUGCCCAACGGGAGGUGGAAAGUCUUCGGGAACAACUCGCCUCCGUCAACAGCUCCAUCCGCCUGGCCUGCUGCUCUCCUCAGGGACCCAGUGGGGAUAAGGUGAACUUCGCGCUGUGCUCGGGCCCUCGGCUGGAGGCUGCCCUGGCCUCCAAGGACCGGGAGAUCCUGCGGCUGCUGAAGGAUGUGCAGCAUCUCCAGAGCUCCCUGCAGGAGCUGGAGGAGACCUCCGCCCACCAGAUCGCAGACCUGGAGCGGCAGCUCACCGCCAAGUCCGAGGCCAUCGAGAAGCUAGAAGAGAAGCUCCAGGCACAGUCUGACUAUGAGGAAAUUAAAACAGAGCUGAGCAUCCUGAAAGCCAUGAAGCUGGCCUCCAACACCUGCAGCCUCCCCCAGGGCAUGGCCAAGCCCGAAGACUCACUGCUCCUGGCAAAGGAGGCCUUCUUCCCUGCGCAGAAAUUCCUUCUGGAAAAGCCCGGUCUUUUGGCCAGCCCUGAGGAGGACCCUUCGGAGGAUGAUUCCAUCAAGGACUCUCUGGGCACGGAGCAGUCCUACCCGUCCCCUCCACAGCUCCCACCACCACCAGGGCCUGAAGACCCCCUGUCCCCCAGCCCAGGGCAGCCCUUGCUGGGCCCCAGCCUGGGUCCCGAUGGCCCUCGGACUUUCUCGCUGUCCCCCUUCCCCAGCCUGGCUUCAGCAGAGAGACUGACAGGGGAGACACUGCUGUCCAAGCACAUGAUGCCCCCGACUACCUUCAAGGGGGAAGCGGGAGGUCUGCUAGUGUUCCCCCCAGCUUUCUAUGGCGCCAAGCCCCCCACGGCCCCUGCUACCCCAGCCCCUGGCCCUGAGCCGCCCGGGGGUCCUGAGCCAGCAGAGGGGGGCGGGGGCAGCAUGGCCACGGCAGGGGCUGGAACAGAGGAGGAGCAGCUGGACACGGCGGAGAUCGCCUUCCAGGUGAAGGAGCAGCUGCUCAAACACAACAUCGGGCAGCGGGUGUUCGGCCACUACGUGCUGGGGCUGUCCCAGGGCUCGGUCAGCGAGAUCCUGGCCCGGCCCAAGCCCUGGCGCAAGCUUACGGUGAAGGGCAAGGAGCCCUUCAUCAAGAUGAAGCAGUUCCUAUCGGACGAGCAGAACGUGCUGGCCCUGAGGACCAUCCAGGUGCGGCAGCGAGGCAGUAUCACCCCAAGAAUCCGCACGCCAGAGACCGGCUCGGAUGACGCCAUCAAGAGCAUCCUAGAGCAGGCCAAGAAGGAGAUCGAGUCACAGAAGGGGGGGGAGCCCAAGAACUCAGCAGCCCCACUGAGCAUCACCAACGGCACAGCCCCCGCCAGUACCACCUCGGAAGAUGCCAUCAAGAACAUUCUGGAGCAAGCACGCCGCGAGAUGCAAGCGCAGCAGCAGGCCCUGCUGGAGAUGGAGGCCGGCGCCCGGGGCCGCUCGGUGCCUCCCUCGCCCCCAGAGCGGCACUCACUGGCGGCCGUAAGCCAGAACGGGGCCCCAACGCCCGUCAAACAGGAGGACAGCGGUGUCGGCAGCGGGGGGACCAGCAGCAGCGGCACGCAGACCUCCCUCACGGUCCUGUCCCCCGCCGCCUUCGUGCAGAGCAUCAUCCGGAAGGUCAAGUCGGAGAUCGGCGACGCCGGCUAUUUCGACCACCACUGGGCCUCGGACCGCGGCCUGCUCAGCCGCCCGUACGCCUCUGUCUCGCCCUCACUCUCCUCCUCCUCCAGCUACUCCGGCCAGCCCAAUGGGCGGGCCUGGCCUCGUGGGGACGAGGCCCCUGCUGUCCCCGAGGACGAAGCGGCCGGGAGCGAGGACGAGCCCCCCAGAGUGGGUGAGCUCAAGGCCGAGGGGGGCGGCCCUGAAGGGGGCGGCGGUGGGCGGCUGGCCUACUACCCAGCCUACGUGCCCCGCACGCUGAAGCCCACCGUGCCGCCCCUGACCCCCGAGCAAUACGAGCUGUACAUGUACCGCGAGGUGGACACCCUGGAGCUGACGCGCCAGGUCAAGGAGAAGCUGGCCAAGAAUGGAAUCUGCCAGAGGAUCUUCGGGGAGAAGGUGCUGGGCCUGUCACAGGGCAGUGUGAGCGACAUGCUGUCCCGGCCGAAGCCGUGGAGCAAGCUGACGCAGAAGGGGCGGGAGCCCUUUAUCCGCAUGCAGCUGUGGCUCUCGGACCAGCUUGGCCAGGCCGUGGGCCAGCAGCCCAGCGCCUCCCAGGUCAGUCCCACUGAACCAAGAUCCUCGCCAUCCCCACCCCCUAGUCCCAUGGAGCCACCAGAGAAGAGCUCCCAGGAGCCCCUGAGUCUGACACUGGAGAGCAGCAAGGAGAACCAGCAGCCAGAGGGACGCUCCAGCUCAUCACUGAGUGGGAAGAUUUACUCGGGCAGCCAGACCACAGGGGGCAUCCAGGAGAUUGUGGCCAUGUCCCCCGAGCUGGACACGUACUCCAUCACCAAGAGGGUCAAAGAGGUCCUCACAGACAACAACCUAGGGCAGCGGCUCUUCGGGGAGAGCAUCCUAGGGCUGACCCAGGGCUCCGUGUCUGACCUGCUCUCCCGCCCCAAACCCUGGCACAAGCUGAGCCUGAAGGGCCGGGAGCCCUUUGUGCGCAUGCAGCUGUGGCUCAACGACCCCCACAACGUGGAGAAGCUGAGAGACAUGAAGAAGCUGGAGAAGAAAGCCUACCUGAAGCGCAGGUACGGCCUCAUCAGCGCUGGCUCAGACAGUGAGUCUCCAGCCACCCGCUCCGAGUGCCCCAGCCCCUGCCUGCAGCCCCAAGACCUGAGCCUCCUGCAGAUCAAGAAGCCCCGAGUGGUGCUGGCCCCCGAAGAGAAGGAGGCGCUGAGGAAGGCCUACCAGCUGGAGCCCUACCCCUCCCAGCAGACCAUUGAGCUCCUCUCCUUCCAGCUCAACCUCAAGACCAACACCGUCAUCAACUGGUUCCACAACUACAGGUCCCGGAUGCGCCGGGAGAUGUUGGUGGAGGGGACCCAAGAGGAACCAGACCUCGACCCCAGUGGGGGUCCUGGCAUCCUACCACCAGGCCACUCCCACCCAGACCCCACCCCACAGAGCCCCGACUCGGAGGCUGAGGACCAGAAGCCUACGGUGAGGGAACUAAAGCUUCAGGAGGGUCCCGAGGAGAGCGUCACCCACCUGACCUCCCAGGAGAAGACUCCAGUGAGGAUUAAGCAGGAACAGACUGAGGAGGCCGAGGAACAAGCCGGCAGCCAGGACUCAAAGGAGCCGGACAAAGGCCAAGGCUCCCCCCAAGAGGUGCAUCCUGACCCUCUGGGUGACGACGGACUCCCCAAAGCAGCCCCAGGGCUCCUCCUCCCAGGCGGGACCACCCCAGCCUGCCCCUCGCUACACCCCCUCCCGGAGAGUGAGGGCGGGGAGCGGCUACACCCGGACCCCCUAAGCUUUAAGUCCGCCUCAGAGUCCUCCCGCUGCAGCCUGGAGGUGUCGCUGAACUCGCCCUCGGCCGCCUCCUCGCCGGGCCUCAUGAUGUCCGUGUCGCCUGUCCCUUCCUCCUCAGCCCCCAUCUCCCCAUCCCCACCCAGCACCCUGCCUGCCAAGGUGCUGAGUGCCAGCCCCACCGCCGACACAACCGGGGCCUUGCACCCCAGCACCAAGGUGAACCCCAACUUGCAGCGGCGGCACGAGAAGAUGGCCAACCUGAACAGCAUCAUCUACCGGCUGGAGAGGGCUGCCAAUCGGGAGGAGGCCCUGGAGUGGGAGUUCUGAAGGUGGAGGCGAGGGGCGCGCCGGGGGGCCACCGGCUCUCCCAGACAGGAUGGGGCCUGGAAGGGAGGCGCUGGGGCAGCCAUCACAGCGUGGACAGCAGCGUUACGGCCCCGCCGUUUUCCGUUUUUGUUGUAACCUGAGCUCUACGAAGUCACGAGUGAGCAGGUAGGGCCGGAGCCCCUGCCGCCUCUUUACAACUCCCCCCUGCCCCAGGGAGCACCAUCUUCUCCCUGCUGGCCUCUCUACCAGAGGCAGAAGCAAAGUGGAGCCACAUUUUCACUUGGAAGCUCCAAACUCUUUUAGAAAAAUAAAUAUUUAUAGACCACUUUUAGAUAUUUUAAUAAAGGAUCCUUUGGAAUUUAUUCCCAGCUAAUGCUGUUUUGAUAUUAACAGAGAGUUAUAAAAUCAGGAUGCUGUCACAACUGUUGCGAAGUAUACACUGAAGUUGUGUCGUUUUUUUUGCCACUAGAUGAGAUUAAAAGGAGAGAAUUGUUCAAAGCCAUCACAAAACACUAAGACUGACCAAAAUCUAGAUAACCUUUGAACCGCGGUUCGUUUUUUUCCAUGUCUGUCUGUGAGACACAGUGCAUUGCUACUGCCCUUCCAGAAACCAUGUUGAAAAGACAAAGUCCAAAAGACUCUAAAGGAAAACUCCGAUGCCGUAGGGUGUGUUUCAUUCUGGUGGUCUGUUUUGCAACCUUGAUAACACAGAAUGUCCUGGGCUGUUGUAAGUGUUGUAGAGACGUGGGCUGCGGCCAGCCAUCCCCUCUGAGCUGUAACAUGGUACAACACAGGCCGCUUACGCUCCCUCUCGUCAGGAACCUGUGGACUGACUGCAGCGGGUGGAUAUCCCAUCUCGUCCACCUGAAAGGCGUGGCUCCAGAUCCUUUAGAAAGCCCGGUACGGGGGCGAGAGGUUAGAGGGUGGCGCUUGAACCAGAGUGACGCCAUUCCUCAACCUGAAUCGUGGCCACAGCAUGGGAAGUUCCCCUACUGGCUUUCCAGAGCAAGACUGUGGCUGCCAUCUUUCCCCUCCUUGUGUUUGAAGAAAAUAACAGUGUUGGUCAUCCCACAAGCACCCAGCUCAGCACCCCACACCAAAAAAUAGAUUCAUCAGACUAGAGACCCCCAACUCCCCUCUCAUCAUCUUCCUUCUCAAGUUGACCCUGGUGCUUUCUGGAAAGCGUCUGCACCUCCAGGUUUGUGCGGAAUGAAGCUCAAAGGUUUGAGUUCACUGCAGCAUGACCACCACAUCCCAGUCUCCCAAGUCCAGCCUCCUGUCUUCUAACACAUGACCUUCUUGAGAACAAAGACUCAGCACCCCAACUCAGAGAAGCCCUCCCUCCAGCGUCUUUAUCAUCUUGGUUUUUAGGGGGAGAGCUCCCAAUCUGGAUGGACCAGCCACCAUAUUGUGUCACCAACAGAGCAACACCCCUGUCCUAGCUGUGUAACUAGGGCCUCAGUCUCCCCAUCUGUAAAAUGGGGGUAUCACAGCAGCCAUAUCAGCUCCAUCCAGAAUGACAAUGAAAAGGUGGUCGUCAUGCUGCCGACCCAGUACCAGAGGGAGAGAUGGCUGACAGGGAUUUCAAGGAUGCAACAAAUAUCUUGAAACCCAGGCCGAAAAAUUCCAGUGAACAGAAGGGAUCAGUUGAGCGCCGUUCAGAAAUCUCAACUCUCAUGCACCCAGCCCAGGCUGCAGUCUCCACACCAGUCAUAAAGAACAACACAGACCCUGCUGGAAAACCUCCUUUUCCAUACACCCAGGCUAUGCAUUGAAGAGUUUUCCACUGUAUACAUUUUUAUCCAGAUGAAGGUAUUUUUAUAUUUUGACAAUAGGAAACAGUGACCAAUUUUCAGAGUAAUCAAAUCUGGAACAAAUGAAAACAUCUCCUUUUAGCCACCAUCACCCUGUCCCAACUAAGGCAAUCAUGGGAGACACACCACUUUUUACUGUUGAAAGCCACACAACACUGAAAUCCAGGCUUACAUGCAGACUGCAGUUCUUAAAGGACUAAAUCUGGCUUUUGUGUGACGGGAUUUGAUUAAGCACUUAGCAUAUAGUCUUUUGAACAUGGAAAAUCCUGUUAUACUUAAAGCUAGCAGAGCUGUGAACAACUUUGUCAGGUUCAUGUCCUGUAACGGUAAACAGAACAAAAACCCACAAAACCGUUUCUAUGAGAGAUUGAUGAACUUUGUUUAAAUUAAAAAGAAAAAAAGGAACACGUUCUGUAAUAAACGCGUCGCUCAAUACAGAAUUGUAUAAUAAUGUCUGGGUGUCCUGUUUCCUUUGUUCCGGAGUUGGGCUGCAGAUUGGGGAUCAGAUCUCCCCUUGGGUGUUUUACAAAAUGGUGUUUUUAAAAUUCGUUUGCCACCACUAAAAUAUGGGGGCUUGUCAGGUAAAAACCAUGAUUUUUUUUGUAUUUAUAUGUUCUUUUUUAAAUUUUCAUUUAAUACUGGAAUAUAGUUGAUUAACAAUGUUGUGUUAUUUUUAGGUGUACAGCAAAGUCAGUUACACAUGUGUCUAUCCUUUUUCAAAUUUUUUUCCCACUUAGGUUAUUAUGGAGUAUUGAGCAAAGUUCCCCAUGCUAUUCAGUAGGUUCUUGUUGGUUAUCUUUUUUAAAUAUAGCAGUGUGUACACUCAGUCCCAAACUCCCAGUCUAUCUCUCCCCGCUCCCUUCCCCUCUGGUAAUCAUAAGUUCAUUGUCUAAGUCUGUAUGUCUCUGUUUUGUAAAUAAGUUCAAUUAUAUCAUUUUUUUAGAUUCUGCAUAUAAGUGAUAUCAUACAUGUCUUUCUCUGGCUUGCUUCAUUUAGCAUAAUAAUCUCUAGGUCUAUGCAUGUUGCUGCAAAUGGCAUUAUUUCAUUCCUAUUUAUGGAUGAGUAAUAUUUCAUUGUAUAUAUGUACCACAUUUUCUUUAUCUAUUCAUUUGUUGGCCAUUUAGGUUGUUUCCAUGUCUUGGCUUUUGUAAACAGCAUUGCAACAACCAUUGGAGUGCUUGUAUCCAUUUGAACCAUGUUUUUCUCUGGAUAUAUGCCCAGGAGUGGGAUUGCUGGAUCAUGUGGUAGCUCUGUUUUUAGUUUCUUAAGGAAUCUCCAUACUGUUCUCCAUAGUGGCUGUACCAAUUUACAUUCCCACCAACAGUAUAGGAAGGUUCCCUUUUCUCCACACUCUCUCUAGCAUUUAUUGUUUGUAGACUUUUUGAUGAUGGCCAUUCUGACUGGUGUGAGGUGAUAUCUCAUUGUAGUUUUGAUUUGCAUUUUCCUAAUAAUUAGUGACAUUGAGCAUCUUUUCAUGUGCCUGUUGGCCAUCUGUAUGUCUUCCUUGGAGAAACAACUACUUAGGUCUUCUGCCCUUAGGUUUUUUUAUUGGGUUGUUUGUUUUUCUGAUACUGAACUGUAUAAGCUGUUUGUAAAUUUUGGAAAUUAAUCCCUUGUUGGUAGUCGUUUGCAGAUAUUUCCUCCUGUUCUGUGGGUUGUCUUUUCGUUUUGUUUAUGGUUUCCUUUGCUAUGCAAAAGCUUUUGAGUUUAAUUAGGUCCCAUUUGUUUAUUUUUUUUUUUUUAUUUCCAUUACUCUAAGAGACAUUCAAAAAAGAUAUUGCUGUAAUUUAUGUCAGAGUGUUCUGCCUAUGUCUUCUCUUAAGAGUUUUAUAGUAUCUGGUCUUAGACUUAGGUCUUUAAUCCAUUUUGAGUUUAUUUUUGCGUAUAGUGUUAAAAAAUGUUCUACUUUCAUUAAAACUUGCGGUUACUGGGUUCCAACAUGACAACAGCCAGUUGAGGAGUGGCCGCCCCUGUUAGGACACAUGAGCACAGUUUGCCUGUCUAUACCUGUGCCAGCUGCCUGGAUCCUGUGGAUAUCUCGGCUGGCGACUGUGCUGUGGGCUCCAACAGAGGAAGACGGAAGGAUUGGAAUCCACUUUCCACUCAUUGCAACAGGUGGAAGCUGGUUAGAUGCUGGGUCUAGAUCUGAGGAGCCAAGACUGUGCCCUGCCCCAGUUGGAGGCCACAGGCCAUGGCCCUGAGACCAGUGUACCAGCUGUGCCCACCUCAGUGGAGGGUGUGAGUGGCAGGUGCCUCCAGCUUCCUGAUGAAAAAAUGCCACAAGGGGCUCCCUGGUCACCAACACAGCAUCGCCUGUGUCCUAGCUGUAUAACUAGGGCUUCAGUCUCCUCAUCUGUAAAACGGGGGUAUCACAGUAGCCAACUCAAAAGGUCAUUAUCAGAAAUAAUGAUGCCUGUAAAGCAUAUA
Molecule: messenger RNA, 8771 nt
Organism: Dama dama (fallow deer)
Lineage: Eukaryota; Metazoa; Chordata; Mammalia; Artiodactyla; Cervidae
Gene: CUX2
Product: cut like homeobox 2
Exons: 22
Coding region: 1-4530 (1509 amino acids)
Biological process (GO): regulation of DNA-templated transcription
Molecular function (GO): DNA-binding transcription factor activity, RNA polymerase II-specific; DNA binding
Source: RefSeq, a predicted model, not a curated record